CGAGCCUCGUGUGUGGUCCGGGGAAGCGAAGAAAGAUCCGCAGUUACCCGCAUGCAUUUAAGUGACAGACUGGUCUGGCCCUAACCCAAAAAUAGCGAUCGGAGUCGUGAAAUUCGAUCUCCUCUCUCUCUCCUCGCGUGUUUCUCUCCCAAAAACCUGGAGAGAGAGCAAGCUCUCCCCUGCAAGCAGAUUAUUUCCCUCUCGUUAUCUGGAGAGGUUCGGUUCCUUCAGUCUCAAAGUGCUCUUAUCGAACGCUCGCGACCUCUAAAAAAGUAAAAUAAAUCCGGACACCGCUUCGUAAAAAAAGGAAGUGCUUCCUGAUGCCCGACUCGGCUCUCGAAACCCGCGUCCGGUAUCGAGAUGAAGUCGAAGGCGAUUGAACCCUUGUUCCUUGUGACUCUGCUCCUCCACUCCGUCGCGAAAUCGAGCGGGAUCCGCGACGACUUCCUCCUCCCGUUCGGCUUGCAGCACGGCGACCAGAGUCUCUUGAGGGAAGUUGACGACUUUGGCAGCCGGGAGAUUCCUCUCACCACGCCCAUAGUCUUCUAUGGACACAUUUAUCAAUCCCUAUACGUAAAUGCCAAUGGGAUUCUCUCCUUCCUGACGGAAAUCCCGAGUUUCUUCAACGUCCAGUUCCCCCUCGAUUACCCCAUCAUCGCCCCUCUCUACACUGACGUGGACACCCGGGCGUCGGGGAGCGUCUUCUUCAGGGAGAGCAAGGAACCGGGAUUGUUGGACAGAGUGGAACGAGACGUGAAGAGAUUUUUCUCCAAGGGUACAGGUUUCCGACCCCAGUCCUUGAUCAUCGUCACCUGGAAUCGAGUCGGAUAUUUCAACGCCAAAUCCAACAAGGUGAACACGUACCAGACCGUCGUGGCAACAGACGGGAGAGAUACCUUCGCGUUUUUCCUCUACCCGAGUGGGGGGAUCGAAUGGAUCCAGGGUGAGGGGAAGAACAAGCCCAUGCCAGAUGCCAGGGCUCAGGCCGGACUCAUUUCUGGAGACGGGAGGAUGUAUACUCUGCGUGGGUCCGGCACCGAUCAAGUCAAGAACCUCGACAAAUGGAGUAACACGGGAACAGCGGGUUACUGGGCAUUUCACGUGGGACGAACCGGACUCAUCGACAACGUCAUGCUCCCCGAUCUCGUCAGCCCCCAAAGUGAGACCCAACCAUUUCCACCUUUCUCAAGUCAGUCCGUGAAACGCAUCCCCCUUGCCACUGCAGAGAGACCCUCCGAAGCGGACAACUGCGUCCUGGGCGCGACCUUCUGCCACAGCGAAGCCCGAUGCGUGGACCAUUUCCCGGGCUUCUGCUGCGAAUGCCGCAUCGCCACUUACGGGAACGGCAGGUUCUGCCUCGAAUACGGGGAGCCGUUGAGAAUGAUCGGGAAGGUGUCGGGAGCCGUGAACGGGAAGAGUUUCCAGAAUGAGGAUUUUCACGGCUACGUGGUGAGCAGCGAAGGGCGUGUCUACACGGCCAUCAGCAAGAUCCCCGUGGAAAUCGGCGCCGAUCUCCAGAGCCUCAAUGUGAUUGGCACGCUCGUGGCCUGGAUCUUCGCCAUGCCGAGGAACGGCGCCCUCAAUGGGUAUCAGAUCACCGGGGGUAUAUUCAACCAGAGUGCGACGGUUGAGUUCCCUCAAACAGGUCACAGAAUAGCGAUGAAUCACCGAUACGAGGGGAUCGACGUGUUCGAUCACGUGAGACUGAACAUGAACAUUUCGGGCACUCUUCCCACCAUCCCCAGGGAGAAAGGAAUCGAGAUCGACGACUACAACGAAGAGUACGUUCAUCGCGAACGAGGGGUGUUGGAGGGGAAUUCCCGUUACAAGUUCCGGUUGGAGGGCGAAGAACUGGAGACGGAGGUGGUGGUGAGGCAGACGAUCCGAUUCGAGGCCUGUCCGUACGGGCCGGCCCGACCUCCUAUGGGGCAGACGCUCGCUCUCAACGUGCAUCGCAACUUCAUCAUCUUCGACGAGAAGGAGCAGAUCGUUCGAUAUGGAUGCACGGCCAAGAUCACGCCUUCUGGUGUCGAUAUCAGUCGUUGUCGUCAUCGGGAAACCAGAGCGUUUGCGUGGACAUCGACGAAUGCCAAAUCGGGAGAGACAACUGCCACCCCGACGCCACCUGCGUCAAUCAACCCGGAUCCUUCUUCUGCAAAUGCAGACCCGGUUUCGCCGGCGACGGACGAACUUGUUCCAGUCGGUCUUCAUUACUUCGACACUCGAUUUCAUCGCAUCGACAACGUCCCGAAUUCACCUCUACUUUCCUUUCUCUCUGACUUUCAAGAGUUUCUGACCUGCAAAGAUCUGGAAUGCGGGUUGAAUGCAGAAUGCGUGGAGGUCCCGGGGGUAGAGGCUGCCUGCCGAUGCAGUCUCGGUUUCCAGGGAGACGGAUACGUCUGCCGACGAUGGCCGGGUUCGGAGGUAUUGCCAGUCGAGGGAGAAUCGGUUUCGGAACAGACUUCAGGGUCGUUGUCGUGUGCAACAGAAGAAACAAUCUGCGACCCUUUUGCCAGCUGCAUAUACGACUUUUCUUCCAAGGAUUACAAGUGUCGAUGCCGAGACGGAUACGUCGGCGACGGCAUCGUCUGCAUUCAACGUGAAGAAGUGCCAUGUAACGUGGCGGACAACUGCUCCCCGUCCGCCGUUUGCACCCUGGAUAUGGAAAGGCUCGGAGAGAGGAUAUACGUGUGCAUUUGUUUACCAGGUUACGUCGGGGAUGGGUACACGUGCACUGCGGAAGAUGAAUGCUUGACAUCAAUUGGCUGCCAUCAACAUGCGGAGUGCGUCUACGAUCCCUCGUCCUUCAAAUAUAGAUGCCAGUGCAAAUACGGCUUCGAAGGGAACGGCAAGAAUUGCACUCCCAGCGAAGAAGCGGGCUGCAAUAUCAUCGACCGAUGCGACCUGAACGCGGAAUGCCGAUACGACGCUGUGGCCCUGAAUUACCAUUGUCAAUGCAACGAAGGUUACGUUGGGGAUGGGUACAAAUGCGAACUCAGUCGACUCGGAUGCAAUAUUCACAAGGAUUGUGCUGAACAUGCGGAAUGCAUUUACGAUCUCCGCUCUCAAGGUUACAGGUGCACCUGCCAAGAGGGUUUUAAGGGAGACGGAUACACAUGUCUACCGUCUCAAACGUGCUACGAAAACCCUGCCGUUUGCCACAAGAAUGCUGUGUGUGUUCCUGGUGCCAGAGGGGAAUCCUAUGAGUGCCGGUGUACUGAGAGAUACAAGGGCGAUGGGUACUCUUGCACAGAGUCACCCAGACUGGAAUCGGGAUUCCUGCUGGUUGGUCAAGGUAUCUCCAUCCUAAGAAUUCCAUUGGAUGCUUCUCCAUUCAAUCCCGGGAGACCCAUCAUCAUCAAUCCACUCCAGACUGCAGUUGGACUGAGUUCACCUGAAGGAUUGGCUGUGGACUGGCUUUCCAAACUUAUAUACUGGACAGAUUCAACCAAGGAUACAAUUGAGUUUACAAGCAUUGAAUCUGGCAGGAGGAGAACUCUUCAUUCUGAAAACCUGGUGAACCCAAGAGGUAUCGCUCUUCACCCUGGCAGGGGGCAGGUGUACUGGAGUGAUUGGGAUCGACAAGACCCUCGAAUAGAGAGAUCAGCCAUGAAUGGAGAAGACCGGAGUGUAGUAGUCCGGGAGAACUUGGCCUUGCCUAAUGCUCUGGCUGUUGAUUAUGAGUAUGAAGACCUGUGCUGGACUGAUGCUGGAACUCAGCUCAUCAAAUGUCACAAUUUGAAUGAUGGCAGAACUCGACUAAUAGGUGAAUCUCCAUAUCCCUUUGGUCUGACUCAGAUGCAGGGUAGCUUCUUUUGGACAGACUGGAAAAGGAAGGCAAUAUUGAGAGCACCAAAGCUUGGCCUCUUGGAUCCAAUCCAGAUGCAAGUUCCAUUUGGUGGUGCAGGGGCCUUCUAUGACUUGGUUGCUGUUCCUGAUACCUGUCCUGCAAUGACAACUGCUUGUCAAUAUGGAAAUGGAGGGUGUGACACUCACCAGAUAUGUGUCCCAAACACAAGGGGAGACCGCAGCUGCUUAUGCGGGGACACACCAAGAGAUGGUGAUCCUGUCUGCGGAGACCUCUACUGAUGACAUCAGUCUUUGUUCACACUUGAUGUAUAUAAUUUGGUUACCAGUCUAGUCUCAAUUCACCGUGACUUGUUCCUAUUCACUGUCUUUGCUUCAAAAAUGUCAAUCUUUGGCCUGCCUCCAAGGGAUUAUGUUCCAGAUGCAGUUAGUUGAAUCAAAAAGAGGCAUAGUACACACAAAAGUUCAAAAUAAAUGUAUUUCCCGC
Darwinula stevensoni is the source of this 4294-nucleotide messenger RNA. Lineage: Eukaryota; Metazoa; Arthropoda; Ostracoda; Podocopida; Darwinulidae. The record is from the annotation of a GenBank genome assembly.